This is a messenger RNA of Spinacia oleracea (spinach), 1151 nucleotides long. Its product is annotated as LOB domain-containing protein 20. Lineage: Eukaryota; Viridiplantae; Streptophyta; Magnoliopsida; Caryophyllales; Amaranthaceae. The record is from RefSeq and is a predicted model, not a curated record. The coding region runs from base 193 to 1008 and encodes 271 amino acids. The transcript is spliced from 2 exons. Gene Ontology annotation, biological process: positive regulation of DNA-templated transcription; hormone-mediated signaling pathway. Gene Ontology annotation, cellular component: nucleus.
UAAUUUAUAACGGUUUUCCAUAUUUUCAUAAUAAUAAUAAGUUUUAAUUAGUAACCUCAUAAUCAUAUUAACCUUGCCAAACCCAUUCAUGAAACAAACGUGGACCUCUCUUCCCUUCACCCCUUAUAACCCACCUUCACCCCCACCUCUAUCAACCCUUCUAUUCACACCCUCUAUCAUAUUCUGCCACCCAUGCCGGACCACCGCGGGCAAGGGGAGCAGGGUCGCCGGAAAGGCGGGCUUGGGAAACGGGCCUCUGCCGCUUCUGGCGAACAAGAGGGUACACUAGCUCCUUGUGGUGCUUGUAAGUUUCUUAGGAGGAAGUGUACAAAUGGGUGCAUUUUUGCUCCUCAUUUCGGGUCGGACCAAGGUGCAGCCCGUUUCGCGGCCGUUCAUAAGGUGUUUGGAGCUAGUAAUGUGUCUAAGUUGUUGCUUCAUAUUCCGGUGAACCGGAGGCAGGAUGCCGUGGUUACCAUAUCAUACGAGGCUCAAGCUCGGCUUUCUGAUCCGGUUUAUGGUUGCGUCUCAACAAUACUUGCCUUGCAGCAACAGGUAGCAACCUUACAAGCAGAGUUAGCGAUGGUACAGAGCCAAGUAAUGAACAGCCGGUUGGCGAUGGCAAACGCCCUUCAGACCUCACAACAACAUCAACAACACCAGCAACUAAGCAACAACAAUGGAUAUGAAGUAAUGCAUCUUCCUCAUCACCACCAUGUUCAUCAGCCAGCUUACUCCAACAAUUCAUCAGCUUCAAACAACCUUCUUAACCUGAAUAAUACUACUACUGCAACUGCAACUGCAACUGCGGCAGCUGCAUAUGCUUCUUAUAAUAAUAAUAAUAAUAAUAAUAGUAAUGAGUUUGGUGCUACUGUUGCUGAUGCUUCUACUGCUCCGUCUUCCCACAGUCUUGAUCUUCUGCGUCUUUCUAGACCGUCACAAGAUGAUGAUGAAGAUGAUGAACAUAUUAGCCGCAACCACAUUGCCUUUGCCAACCACCUCAUCCAUUAACCAUCGUUUAAUUGGUACUUGAGUAUUGGCACGUUUUAUAUUACUUUGACCAUCAUUGUAAUUUGUAAGUUUAAAGAGAUAGUUCAAGGGACAAAACAAGAGUUUAGAUAUAAGAAACUCGUGCUUCCAAAGUUUCAUAGCCA